AUGUACGCUCUGUCUCGUAUGUACUUCGUAAACUCAUUUGAUUUCCUCAGCUCGUGCCUCGCCACGAAAUGCCUGAACGGCGGAGUAUGCAUGAAUACUUCUAGCAUCUUUAGAUGCAGUUGCCCUCGCUUAUACAAUGGUCCGUUCUGCCAAUUUGACGCAAAUGACACAAACUACGAGUGGAAUACCUUGGAAGUUGCGAUAUUCUUCUUUGUUGUUUUUAUGGUGGCUUUUGCAAUUGCAAUAGUAUGCUGCGCAUCAUCGAAUCAUAUGGGAUUUUAUAUCAGUGUUCCAGCUAAGCAUUACAACAGAUGGGAGGAAGAUGAAGAUAUGUUCGACUCAGUAACGGAUGGCGAGCAAAUCAUGGCAAUGGCUAAUAUUCGAAAAGGAAUCGUGGUGUCAAGGACCCGUGAGACUGUUCUUGCCGACAACGAGGAUUCUGGAAUGCUACAACUCUAG
Caenorhabditis bovis is the source of this 459-nucleotide messenger RNA. NCBI's taxonomy places the organism in Eukaryota, Metazoa, Nematoda, Chromadorea, Rhabditida, Rhabditidae. The record is from the annotation of a GenBank genome assembly.